This is a messenger RNA of Clonostachys byssicola, 2490 nucleotides long. The record is from the annotation of a GenBank genome assembly. NCBI's taxonomy places the organism in Eukaryota, Fungi, Ascomycota, Sordariomycetes, Hypocreales, Bionectriaceae.
AUGCGCCAGUGGGGCUCUAGCCUUCACCACAACGGAGUGUCAUUCUUCCUGGCCACCGUCCCCGAGGGCGUCCUCCUCUACCACGGCAAUAACCGACCCGAGUCGCCUACUGAGCCCGACUGGCUGGCCUACGAAAUGGAGCACGCCGAGCAGUUUGCCAGAUCGAGAGGGCCUCCCCCGGGCAAGGACAAGGCGCGCGCCGAGCGUCGCAAUCCAUUCUUCAAUCUCAGCCCGGUGGACACGGAGACUCAGCAGCACAUCCUCAAUACUGGCGAUAAGGAGCCCCAGAUUCCGGAUGAUGACGAGAAGAAGAAGGGUGGGUGGCUGCAUGUGUACAAGACCACCAGAGCCCUUCCCUUCUUAUACAUUGACGGGAUGAGCGGUGGUAAGACAGAGAUGGGAACCCUAGAUUCACAAGACUACCUUCUACGCAACAAGACUCAGGAGGAGGAUGAGCCCGGCAAGCCACAUCGUGGUCCCAUGGGUGAAGGGACUCGUGCUCGGGAGCUGUGCGAGUUGAGCACCUCGUGGGGCUUACAGGGUGUCAUCCGCAUGGAGGCUGGCUUUGAAAUCAUCAAGUGUGAUUUCAAGGACGGAUUGGAGGAGAUUCAGGCACUUCAGCGACCUGUAAGAGGCUCUGAUGGGUUUGGCCACCCGCCUGGAUAUGGUCCUGAUGGUCCUGAUGGAGACCGUCCCGAUCGUCCUGGAGAUGGUCCUGAUGCUCCUGGAAAGGGUCCUAAUGGCCCGGGCAGCGACGGUCCUGACGGCCCUGGAAAGUGGCCUGGUCAUGGCCCGGAUAGGCCAGAAAGCGAGCGCCCAGACGGACCUGGACGCUGGCCUGGUCAUGGGCCAAAUGGUCCCAAUGAAGACCGUCCCGAUGGUCCUGGUCGUUUCCCUGACCAUGGCCCAGGCGGGCCUGAUGGGCCUGAUCAUGGUCCUAAUGGUCCCGAGAAGCGCCCUGAUGGACCUAGACAUCGCCCAGGUAAGGGACCACGACCUUGGCCUGACCAUCCCCCGCGCCACCCUGAAGAUGGGCUUGAACACCCGCCACCACCUCGUGGCCCUUGGUCAUGGCCUGGUCCCCCUCCUCCUCCCGGUCCUCCUCGUUCACGACGCCCCGAGGAUGGUCCCGAAAUACCCCCGCGGCCUGACCAUUGGCCUGGCCCUCGUCCACGGCACUCCGGAGAUGGCCCUGAACAUCCUCCACCACCACGUGCCUUUUGGCCUUGGCCUGGUCCUCCUCCUCGCCACCCACGGGAUGGAGUUGAGUCCCCACCACCAGAAUCUCCUCAGCCACGACCCAGACAUCCCCAUGGCCGUCCUGAAGACGAGCCUGAAUAUCCAGCAGAAGGAAGUCCCCGAUCUUGGCCCGGGCCUCCUCCACGUCGAUCUGAAGAUGGGCCUCAAUACCCACCAUCACAUGGCCCCGGGCCACGGCCAGAACAUCCCCCGCGUCGCCGCCCCGAGGAUAGACCCGACCAUCCGCCACCACCGCCUCGUCAUUGGCCCUGGCCUGGUCCUCCCCGACGCCCUGAAGAUGGACCUGAGUACCCGCCACCAAGAGGUUCAAAGCCGUGGCCAGGACAUCCCCCUCGCCGCCCAGAGGGUGAACCUGGGAACUCGCCUGGAAAGCGCCCCGGUCAUGGCCCCGGUCAUGGCCCAGGGAACGGUCGAGGGGGUAGCAUCUCCAGCUUCGAGUUUCUUCGUGGAAUAUCAAACAGAUACGACGGCAUCGGCUCUACUCGCACGAUUUUGGACUAUUCGUCCAUGGUAUCUGCCUAUUUCUUCCCUGUUAACUUGACGAAUCCCGACCCUAAGCGUCCCGAUCUGCCACGACUGACCAACCUCUCUGAUGAUGAGCUCAAGCAUAUCCGGGGAAUUGUCGGGGACGUCGUCAAAGAGCGAUUGGACGGAAAAGCACCCAUCAUAAACUGGCAGGAUGUGGCAGAUCUCAUCGUCAAGCGAUAUGCGGAGAGGCUCCAGUUCAUGACACAGGAAGGGACCUCACCCAAGCGCAUCGCAGACGAAGCAAACUUCCUCCUAGACACGUUCAUCGACUAUUCCACUGAGGAGAAGAGCCAGGACAACUCUGCCAGCAUCUCUCGCUGCACCAACCUGUACUUGCAACCCAUUUCGCCAAAGACAACGGCCGAUGAGCUUAUCUACUCUGCUUUUGAAGAAGUCCUGUCACAGAUUUGCACUACACUGUUCAAGGUCCGCGACAUUUCUCAAGUGGCUCAGCAGAACGAAGACUAUGCGUUCCCAACUGCAGUCGGCACAUUGCAGUCCUUGUUGAACUACCUCGGGUGGGCUAGCUUCAAGCGAUGCCCUCCUUGCGGCGUUGACGAGGUCUGCCUCAUCCCCAUGUGGCCGUUUGGAACCGUGGAUGCUUAUGAGCACCCUCGGUGCGUCAAGUCGACAGACGGCCGUGGCGACGGCGAGAGCUACUGGGGAGACAGACCUGGGCCUCCUCCACCCAAGUACGAGUAA